This is a messenger RNA of Trametes versicolor FP-101664 SS1, 2096 nucleotides long. RefSeq names its product inorganic phosphate transporter. The transcript has 11 exons. Gene Ontology annotation, biological process: transmembrane transport. Gene Ontology annotation, cellular component: membrane. The record is from RefSeq and is a predicted model, not a curated record. Bases 22 to 1911 code for a protein of 629 amino acids. Lineage: Eukaryota; Fungi; Basidiomycota; Agaricomycetes; Polyporales; Polyporaceae. Gene Ontology annotation, molecular function: transmembrane transporter activity.
CAACACACUCCUCUGGAUCCCAUGCGCGCCAACACCGUCUCGUCGGACAGCAUCAAGGCGCGGGCCCUCGGUGAUCGAAGCGCGGCCCACCGCGCGGGCAAGAACGCGGGCGCCCUAGCCGGGGCACCCAAUGUUCGUCACCUGAACGAGACCCGGCGCGCGCUGCUCACCGAGAUCGACAACGCGAAAUUCUCCUGGUUCCAUGUCAAGGUUGCGUUUGUUUCCGGGGCCGGCUUCUUCACGGACGCGUAUGAUAUCUUCGCCAUCAACAUCGUUUCGGUCAUGCUGGGGUAUCUCUAUGGCACAGGCAUUGACUCCAGCUUCUCAAAUUUGCCGAACCGUCACCUCACCACUGCUCAAGAGGUGGGCAUCAAGAUUGCCACCCCCGCCGGCGUUCUGUUUGGACAGCUGCUGUUUGGAUGGCUUGCUGACGUGCUUGGCCGCAAGCGCAUAUAUGGGAUGGAGCUCAUGCUCAUCAUUGUGGCCACCUUUGGGCAGACCCUGUGCGCGCCGGGGAUAGGUGUCAGCAUGAUGGGGAUCCUUACCUUCUGGCGGUUCAUGAUGGGUAUCGGAAUCGGAGGUGACUAUCCCAUCAGCGCGGUCAUCUCCUCCGAGUUCUCCUCAGUCUACAUACGCGGUAGAGUCAUGACGGCCGUUUUUGCCAAUCAAGGCUGGGGCCAACUGUGCGCUACGCUGUUCUCCUUCAUCAUCGUCUCCACCUACAAACGCUCCUUCAUCCACGACGACCCCUCCGGCGUGCUGCACGCGCUCGACCAGAUCUGGCGGCUCAUAAUUGGGCUGGGGUGCAUCCCCGGGGCGAUCGCGCUCUACUUCCGGCUCACGAUCCCCGAGACUCCGCGGUUCACGAUUGACAUCGAGCGCAACAUCCGGCAGGCGGGGCGCGACCUGAGCGUGCUGCUCGUUGAGUCCGAGACGUACACCGUCGACCCGGACGCGGUGGGGAAGAGGGUGAUCGCGAGGCAGGCGACGAGGGAUGACUUUAGGUCCUACUUUUCGCGGUGGGAGAACUUGAAGAUCCUGAUCGGUACCGCAUACUCGUGGUUCGCUCUCGAUAUCGCGUUCUACGGCCUUGGACUGAACUCGUCCAUCAUCCUGAGCGCCAUCGGCUUUGGCUCACCCAAGAAGGGGCUCGCCCCCGGCGCUGCAGUGUAUCAAAACCUGCACAACGCCAGUCUCGGCAACAUCAUCCUCUCGAUGGCGGGGUUGGUCCCCGGCUACUGGGCCACGUUCAUCUUCAUCGACCGCUGGGGCCGGAAGCCGAUCCAGUUCAUGGGCUUCGCGGUGCUCACCGUGCUCUUCCUAAUCAUGGGAUUCGCGUACGAGCGGAUGAACGCGACGUCUGGGGGGCGCGCGGCGUUCGUCGUGCUCUACUGCAUCGCGAACUUCUUCGAGAACUUUGGGCCGAACACGACGACGUUCAUCAUCCCCGGGGAGGUGUUCCCGACGCGCUACCGGGCGACGGCGCACGGCAUCUCUGCGGCGAGCGGCAAGUUUGGCGCGGUGGUCGCGCAGCUCGCGUUCCAGUGGCUCAAGGACGUCGGCGGUCCGAACAAGUUCCUCGACCACAUACUGGAGAUCUUUGCGUUCUUCAUGUUCACGGGAAUCCUGUCGACGCUGUUGAUACCCGAGACGAACCAGAAGACGCUCGAGAUGCUGUCGAACGAGAGCCAAGAUGAUUUCAUCCAGCCGGUUCCUGCUUCCGACUAUGCCGGCAGUGGAUACCUCAGCGACUUCGAGCCAACACCGAUCAGGCUGAACCCUCUCGAGUCCCCGAGCAGCCCAUCCCGCCCGCCGACCGCGUUCUCCGCGCGCGGCCGGCGGAAAGGCACAUCCGUGUCGUCGCACGGCGAGCGGUACGCGAGCAUGUCCGAUUUGUCUGUGAAUUCGUAGUGUCGUCCGCCUCAUCCUGGCACAUCCGGUCCUUACUCAAUUCGCUAUAUGUUUAUCCUCGUUUCAUUCUACUUUCGUUUGUGUUAUGGAUAGAAUAUCUUGGAAGGCACUGUUCGCGUCGAUAUGUUUGAGGGGAAGAGGAGGGGUAGAGAGGGGCAUAUCGCGCUCUAUGUGUACAUUACUAG